AUGAAGUUCUUCAUCACCCUCGCUGCCCUUGCCUGCCUCGUCAGCCUCGUCAUUGCUGACAUUGCCACCGUCCUCAGGGAUGUCGACGAUGUCAACGCCAAGCUGGCCGUCCUCAACAAGAGCCUGCAGUCUUCCGACGGCACCAACUACAUUGCCGACCUGGCCGUGGGCGGCGACGUCGACAAGCUGGUCACGUCGCUCAACAAGGCCACCAAGGACAUCGGCGCCAUGCGCGUCGUCUCGGUCGCCCAGGCCGACCAGGUGCUCAGCAAGCUGCAGGUGUCCAAGAGGACGGCCACCAUCGCCAUCAACCGCCUGAUCGCCAUCAAGCCCAACUACCAGAAGGCCAUGGUCCUCGGCCUUGUUCAGGGCCACGUCUCCAAGAUGGCCACCGCCGUCAACACCUUUGCCAACGCCGCCGUUGCCAAGACGCCCGCCGCCAGGAAGGCCAAGGCUAUUGCCCUCAAGAACGCCAUCGUCGCCGACAUCACCCGCGGCCAGAAGGCCUACGCCUGA
This is a messenger RNA of Pseudozyma flocculosa PF-1, 516 nucleotides long. RefSeq lists its product as uncharacterized. Gene Ontology annotation, cellular component: extracellular region. The record is from RefSeq and is a predicted model, not a curated record. The transcript is spliced from 2 exons. NCBI's taxonomy places the organism in Eukaryota, Fungi, Basidiomycota, Ustilaginomycetes, Ustilaginales, Ustilaginaceae. Bases 1 to 516 code for a protein of 171 amino acids.